AUGAUGGCCACGGUGAUCUGGGCAGUGAAGAGCAGCAGCAGGAGCCCAAAAUACUUUUGGGAUAAACAGGGAAGCGGCGGCGGCGGCGAUGAUCCCGGGGCCGGGCCUGGGGGCGGCUCCGGAGAGCCCGCCCCUCCCCCGGGGGGCGGUGGGGCUUCCUCGGACCAGAUCAUGCAGACGGGGGCGAUCUUGCUGCGGGCGUUCGUGCGGGACCGUGUGGAGCGCUGCGGGGACCCCCAGGCUGUGGCCCUGAGUGUUGCCGAGCUGGGUGAGACCCAGCCCAGCAGCCCUGACACCAAACGCCUCAGUGAGUGCCUGCGGCGCAUCGGCGACGAGCUCGACAGCAACAUGGAGCUGCAGAGGAUGAUUGAGCAGGUGGGGUGUGAUGCCCCCAAAAAGCUGUUUUUCCGUGUGGCCAAGGAGAUGUUCGCCGAUGGCACCUUCAACUGGGGCCGUGUGGUUGCCCUGUUCUACUUUGCAUGCAAACUGGUGCUGAAGGCUCUCUGCACCAAGGUCCCGGAGCUGGUCCAGACUAUCCUGCGCUGGACCAUGGAGUAUCUCCAGGAACACGUGCUGGCCUGGAUCCAGGCCCAGGGCGGAUGGGAAGGGCUCUUGUCCCACUUCGGGACCCCCACCUGGCAGACCAUCACCAUCUUCGCCGCUGGUGUCCUCACGGCCUCGCUGACCAUCUGGAAGAUGUCUUAGACUCUCGGGGGGGCCAUGUUUUGUUCUCCCCCACCCCCGGAACCCCUCCCCGGACUGGCCCUGCCGGCAGGGAUGGUGCUGACCCCCAGUGCCUUCCAGGGCCGGGGGGUUUUUUAACCAACAGGACUCGCUCACCUGGAUUUUGGGGCAGUGGUUGAGCUGGGGGGACCCUCCCCUCUCUCCCCCAGGCCCCCCCAGCCCUUCCCAUAAGUGUCCGGAGGCCACAGCUAGGAUUUGGGGUUGGGGGUGAAUGGGAUGGGGACACCCCCCCUUCCCCUCCCGUGCCCCCCAGUCCCGGUGCUGGGCCUCCCUGGCCUCGGUUUGACCCCAGGACUUGUGGUGCUUUGAGUGGGGGGGAUCCUGCAGUUCCACCCCCGAUAUGGGGGUGGGUGGGGUCGGUGGGGUGUCUCUGUGACCCCCCCCCCCAAAAUGAGGUGGGGGGUUGGGUUACAGCCAUGGCUGUAGGGUGAGUAUUUAUUGGGGGUCCCCACCCCCCAAAAAGGGCCCCCCCAGGUGCAAUACCCCCCUCCCGGGGUGGAGGCUCUCAGGGUGGGGGGGCCGCAUCCCCCCCGUUUACACCCCCUCAACCCCCCGGUUUUGGAGGUCCCGUGUCCCCGAGGCGGGGGGGGCAAAGUGACCCCUUCCCCUAACCCCCAUGGUGCUCUCGGGGAUGACGUCACGGGGAACCCCCACUCCCAAAAAAUGGGUGGGCUCUGCCUUCCCCCCAUUGCUUUUCUCCGUAGUGUUUUUUUCUUCUCUUUUUUUGUACCUUGGUUUUUGUAUCUCGGGAAUUUCGAUGGAAAUAAAAGGCAAAUGCGA
This is a messenger RNA of Pseudopodoces humilis (Tibetan ground-tit), 1524 nucleotides long. The record is from RefSeq and is a predicted model, not a curated record. NCBI's taxonomy places the organism in Eukaryota, Metazoa, Chordata, Aves, Passeriformes, Paridae.